Messenger RNA from Cooperia oncophora, 306 nucleotides. Lineage: Eukaryota; Metazoa; Nematoda; Chromadorea; Rhabditida; Trichostrongylidae. The record is from the annotation of a GenBank genome assembly.
AUGCUUGUUGCUGGUGUUCCCAAUGGCGGCUUCGCCUUUUCCAUCAUUAAUAUCAAAGAGCAAACGACAGGUCCUCUUCAUAGCGAUGAGUGGCUCGCCUAUUACUCACCUAACAUUCUUCAACAGUAUGUUCCUUUGAUCGGACCCAUGGCUGCUUAUGUUGGUACUCACUAUCACUGGAUUACUGUAUACACAAAUGUCUUCGCAUUAGUUGCCCAUAUUGGAGAAAGUCUCUAUGCUUUGUAUUUGUGCAUGAAGCUGAAGUUCAGCAAGCUUGCGUCGUUUGUCGUGCAGACUUCCUUCUAG